Molecule: messenger RNA, 4709 nt
Organism: Cryptomeria japonica (Japanese cedar)
Lineage: Eukaryota; Viridiplantae; Streptophyta; Pinopsida; Cupressales; Cupressaceae
Product: transport inhibitor response 1-like protein
Exons: 3
Coding region: 2316-4073 (585 amino acids)
Biological process (GO): SCF-dependent proteasomal ubiquitin-dependent protein catabolic process
Cellular component (GO): SCF ubiquitin ligase complex
Molecular function (GO): protein binding
Source: RefSeq, a predicted model, not a curated record
UCUGUUUUUAGCACACUUCAUUAGCCACUGAUCUGUUUCAUACCUGGUCUUCCUGCAAUGUUUUGUUCUACCGUUGGGCUGUGGAGUUCCACUAUGGUUUCUUAGCUAUGUGUCACAUGGCUUGUUUUUUCUACCUUUCUAUGCUUGUUUAAACUUAAAUGACCUAAAAAGUGAAUCUGGGUCAUAUGGCAAUUCAAAUGGGGGAACUUCAGCUAAAUUUAGUUUUGGGUAUUUGAAGGAUCCUCGUUUAAGUAUCCUGUGGCCUAUAAACCCCAGCUAAAAUUUAGUCACCGCCACCUUAUCUAGCACCUGCUAGCUUGAUCAUGGGGUAAUACAAUCUACAGAUAUCAAUUCCAGUUUCAAUCUACUAAGGUUUCUGGCAUUCACAGUUGUUGUCCAUGGUACUUAAAGAAUCCUCCCAAUGUUCUUUAUUCCACACUUUUCUAGCCCCUCUGCAGUUUUCACCUCAUAGUACAGUACACCAGAUGCUCUUGUUGCUUUCUAUCUGCUUCUGACUGCCUAUGUCUUUAAGGCCACAUAAUCCUACUUGUUAUCCAUACAGCUCUCCAAGGGUCAAGAUUAGAUUUUUAACCAUCUGGGUAGGCAAAUGUGUAGAUUAGUAUUCUAACCAUCUGGAUUAAGAAUUAAUUGGAUUAAUCCCCCUUUGCCAACUGCCCCUCACCUUAUGUUAUUCCCUGUUCUUGCAAAGCUUUUCAAUGUGACCUUCCGAGCUUUCUGUGUCCCAUAGUAAACUCCAUUGUCUCUUCAUGGCACUGUGCUGGUUUUUGUCUUAUUAAUGACUUUCUUGGGAGCCUAAAACUGCUUCUUAAGCACAUGCUCGCUGUGUUACUCUUGCACUGGAAAAUCUGUGUUCUCCCUUGGCUUGUAUUUUCCCAUCAUUACUUUCUAUCACCCCACCCCUCCUGUCUGCUAAAUGCACAGCAUUUCUUUUGUCUCCUUGACCAUCUCCUCUCAUCUUUCUUCCUCUCCAUACCCUCCUGACACCUCAUUCUUGUCUCCUUCUUCCUUACAUUGAACUUCUUGAUCUCUAGGGCUUAAUCACUUCAAUCCCUUCCCAGAAAUCCUUUCAUUGCUCAGUACUUAUAUGCAUUGUUCUCAUCCCUGUUGAUUGACCUACCGACCCCCACCCUCACUCAGUUUUGAUCCCGUAGUGUACUUCUGUUUGGAAAUUUUAUCCCUCCUUUUGGGCUUUUAAUGAGUGUUGUUGCCCCUGUUUGUUAAUGGGGUUCGGCAUUCAAAGAUUAUGUCUUGAUAUGACUAAAUCACGGUUGCCAUCAACACUUGGUCCACUGCUGGAACAUUUUCUUGGUUAUUUUUGCAUCUGCUAGGAUAAGGUCAGUUUGUAGGUCUUGAAAUAAUUCAAUCCCAGUUUCCUUUUAAUAAUAUCUUCUCCCGCUGGUUUACAGCCAAGACCUUUUCUAUAGGUAUUUUUAGCUUAGCUUUUUCGUUGGAUCUUACUGAUAUCAAAGAUCAGGCUCAAAUAAGCUUUUUCAUGCAUUCAGAAAGAGAAGUUCAACAUGGGAUUCGGGCAUUGAACUGUUUUCUUAUCUGCAGGCAUGAUCCAUAGGUAUUUACAAGGUCUCUUCUUUUAGUCCACAACAGAGAUGGUUUCCUGCAUAGAAGCACCAGUCUGGAGGAUAAGGCCUAGAAACGCUACACUCCAUGGAUGAUUCUCCAUUUCAACUUUCAGACAUCUAGGCCUUUGAAAUGUGCACGAGUGUCUAAAUGUACUGGAGUACUGGAGUUCUUCCGUCCAGAUAUUCUUUUUGAUUUCAAGAUGAUGUAGAGAGUUUCUCAUCCAUUCCUGGUUGGGUUCUUAAAGUUCUUCUGAGUUUGGUAAUGUUUCAAUUGGGUUUAGUUGGCUUCUAUUGGAUUCCAUGGAUGAAGACCUUUUUGAUUUCCUCCUGAGAUGCUUUUCUUCAAUAAUGGUAUUAGUGGGGUUUGAGUUGGGAAGCAUUUCGAGGAGCCUAAAACCAGUUUUGUGGGCCAUUGAGAAGAGCGAAGAUUAUAGAACAAAUGCCGAGUAGCAUAUCAAAGGAAAAGUAGAGUCAACCAAGCAUCAUCUCCAGUACUAAUAAUUGGUUGAUAGCUCAGUCCCAUUGGGGGCGGUAGGGCGGGGCUCAUUUGAUUCUUCUCAGAGUAGGCCCUCACUGCAAACAGUUGUGUUAUAUAUAAGAAUACCCAUUUAUUCUAUUAUAAUUCUUAUUGAAAUUGCCUUGUUAUUCUCCCAUUUGCAAGGCUUGAUUGUGAUGUAUGGAGGGUGACGUGCCCUGUUCCUGAAGAGCAUUUUUUUGAUGGAUCAGGACCAAUCUGCAUGUAGAUUUGCAGCUCAGAAAGCCAAAGCAGAGAUGGAAUCGUCAUUCCCAGAGGAAGUUUUGGAACACGUGUUGGUUUUUCUGAAUGCCCACAAGCACAGAAAUGCUGUUUCUUUAGUUUGCAAGGCUUGGUACAGGGUGGAAUCAUGGUCACGCAGGCAGAUAUUUAUAAGCAAUUGCUAUGCUGUCUCACCAGAAAUAAUGAUAAACAGGUUCCCCAAGAUCAAAUCUGUGACCCUCAAGGGAAAACCCAGAUUUGCAGACUUCAAUUUGGUGCCAGCCAAAUGGGGGGCCAAUCUUACCCCGUGGGUGUCUGCCAUGGCACCUGCUUAUCCAUGGCUUGAGAAGUUGUGUUUGAAGAGAAUGACUGUCACAGAUGAGGAUCUGGCCAUGCUUGCAAAUUCCUUCCCCAACUUCAAGGAGCUCAUCCUAGUCUGCUGUGAUGGAUUUAGCACCGCUGGUCUUGCUACGAUUGCUAGCAAAUGCAGGAAAUUGACUGAACUAGAUUUGAGUGAGGUUGAAGUAAUUGAUAAUGGAGACGACUGGUUGGCCUACUUUCCCGAGAAGAUGACCUCCUUGGUAUCUCUUAGCUUUGACUGUUUGGAGGCUCCAGUAAAUUUUGAUGCACUUGAAAGGUUAGUGGCAAGGUGCCCAUCCCUAAAGAAGCUCAGGUUGAACAGAACUGUCUCUGCAGGACAGCUGCAUAGGUUGAUAUUAAUAGCACCACAGCUUACACAUUUAGGAACAGGUUCAAUGGGGUCUGAGUUCUCUCCAGAACAGGCAGAAAGUCUUCUGGCAGCAUUCAGCAAAUGUUCUCAAAUUCAGUGCUUGUCAGGAUUUCGUGAACUUGUACCAGAGUAUCUGCCUGUAGUUUAUCCAGUGUGCUCGAAUUUGACUUCUCUGAACUUAAGCUAUGCACUUAUUCGGAACUUUGAAUUAGAAGGAAUCAUCCGUCAUUGUCAUAAAGUGCAACGUCUCUGGGUUCUGGAUUCAGUGGGAGACAGUGGUUUAGAAGCAGUUGCAGCAACAUGCACGGAUUUGAGGGAUCUUCGAGUGUUUCCCAUGGAUGUACGUGAAGAUGGUGAAGGUUGUGUAUCCGAUCGGGGCCUUGUUGCAAUUUCAGACGGAUGUCGAAAUCUUCAGUCCAUUCUUUACUUUUGUCAGCGAAUGACCAAUGAGGCAGUUGUGACAAUGUCAAAAAAUUGUGCCAAACUGGUGAGCUUUCGACUUUGUAUCAUGGGACGGCACACUCCCGAUCAUGUAACUGGUGAAUCUAUGGAUGAUGGGUUUGGGGAAAUUGUAAAGAACUGCAAAAGCCUAACAAGGCUGGCAGUUUCUGGUUUGCUCACGGACAAAGCAUUUGAGUAUAUUGGAGCAUAUGGUAAAACAUUAGAAAUUUUAUCAGUAGCAUUUGCUGGGGAAAGCGAUCAAGGCCUGAAGUAUGUGCUGGAUGGGUGCAAAAGCCUUCGGAAACUUGAGAUAAGAGAUAGUCCAUUUGGUGAUUCUGCCCUCUUGUCUAGUUUGGACCGCUAUGAAUCUAUGCGGUUUUUGUGGAUGUCUGCUUGCGAACUUACUAUAGAAGGAUGCAAAGAGCUGGCAAAGAAGAUGCCUAGACUCAAUGUUGAAGUGAUCAGAGAAAAUGAGUCAGAAGAUACUUGCUUUGUGGAGAAGCUUUACGUAUAUCGCUCUGUAGCAGGACCACGGAAAGACAUGCCAUCAUUUGUGACUACCUUGUAGUGACUUUUUCACUAAAAUUUGAGGUCUGUCAUAUCUGGGUAACCUGUGGUGCUAACCUCUUAAAUUAAUCAAGUGCAAUUCUCCUCAAUUUGAAGAUCUUUCAUAUAUUGCCUCUAUGUCACAAAAGGCCAAAUGUGAAGUUUAGCAGGCCGAGUAAUUGCCAUGUCACUUUCUACAGUUUCUUCAUGAUAAAUGCCAUGUCACUUUCUACAGUUUCUUCAUGAUAAAUGCCAUGUCACUUUCUACAGUUUCUUCAUGAUUUGGCUGCAACUGGAAGGGUUGCAAAGGACAUAUUGUCCACUGGUGAAGUCUCCUCAUGCUUGUUCCUGAAGCUCAUUAUAGUUAAAUGCUACACAAUAAGUUCUUGAUACGAAUGCUGAAAGGUGGAGGAUUACCGAUGAUUCCCUUCUGCAUGCACUGGGAUACUGUUUUAAUGGACCAAAAUCUUUGGUCUGCUUUUUUAAUUUAAAACAAUUGACAAAUCUGCCUUCAACAAUUUCUUUAACCAUUUAUUGCAUCCCGCUAUCAAAAUCUUUGACAUGGAUCUCACUUGAUAUGUUUGAAUUUGUUGAGGGUAGAGUUUUGGUCAUACACCUUUAUCUUAAUACAAAGGUUCCUUGACUUGUUUCUUGCUUA